AUGGAGAACAAAAUAAAUGAUUUUGGAAGUAUGAGCUCGACUAUGCAAGAAAAUAAUAGAAAUGAAGUAAGAAAGUCUGGAAUUCAAGUUUUUAACGAUGCAACCAUGAUGGACAAUACUAAGUAUGGAGAAGAUAACAAAAGGAUAGACAAUUUAGAGAGGGAGGAAGGUUCUAUGGUAUCCAAUCUUCCUCUUUUGUUUGCUAAUGGUUAUCCCACAUCUCUCGAGAAAAUUACCAUGACGCAACUAGAACGUUUUAUAUUAUUUAUGGUUCAUUGUUCACUGGGCCAUGAUACAACUAAGGUUAUUAAUAAGCCUGAGUGGUGGCCUCAAGAUAUUAAAUUUUCAAGUCCAUUAACGAGACCUAAAAAGAUCAACGAUAACUGGAUGGCAAAUCUAAAGAAAUUGGUUUUCCGAUGUUAUACAUAUCACAGAAGUGAAUAUUUGUUACGUUUUUGUUCCUAUUUAGCUCAGUAUCCACACGAUGAAUUAGAAUACGUUAAUAAUUGGGACUCGACAACUAGUCUGUAUCACAAAAGUACAGGAAAACUACUAGUAACAUUUCGUAAUGAAAACAUGCAUUAUGACAGAAGAAAUGACAGCUCCCGAAGAACAUUGUUAUCUCACAAUGCGUCUUCAUCAAGCAAUGGAAAAGUAAAGCAACAAACUCCCAUGAUGGUUCAACCACCAUGUGAUGAUAUUUAUCUUUGUGACAAUUGCGAUGCUGAAUUUGUAGGCCUUGCAAAUAUGAAGGAACAUGAAAAAAUAUGUUGCGAACAAGAUCAUGGUGGAUGUAGUGGCUCGCGUUCGUCCACACCAGAUAUGUCCACCGUCAAGCCUGAGUUACAACAGGAUCAAUUUCUGGAGUACUUCCAAUUACGAUCGAGUAAGACUGAAUCCAAAUCGGUUGAUGUAAAAAACGUGAGUGCUCCCGAUGGUAUCGCCAGACGUACCUCUGGACGUGUUAGGAGUUCUCUUAAUUUUACAAAAUUCGCUACUAUCCCAUUUUCAUCACCUGCUGGCAUAAUGCUAACCAAAAAGUCAAAGGCUAUGACUGAAGAAACGCAGCAAGAACGAUUAGAUAGAAUAGAAAGACAUGUCAUCGCGCCGAUAUUGAGCGAUUCGUGUAGACCAAAAUGGCUGGAUGCAGAAAUAGAUAACGAUAGAUGGAUAGUGACAUAUAAACAAAAUCGGGAUAAACCCACUGACCAUUAUGUGCAUCAAUAUAAAUUUGUGAAUUCUUCUAAAAGCAAACCAAUGCUAAGUAUACAAUCACAAUUACUCUACGCCACAUGCAGACCUAUUUAUGUUGUUCUUACCCGAUUGAAUGAGAGGCAAAUUGAUGAAUUAAAAAAAGAUCCUUCAAAAUAUCAAUAUUCUCAGAGGAGUAUUAAUGUUCGGAAACUUUUAUUAAUGAGAAAAGCAGGACCGGCAUGUAAAACGAAGUCGAGAAAAAUGGCCCACACGCAAAACAUAUCUGUAUCUUCGAAACGGAAGGCGUCAUUAGAGGAUGAUGUAGAGCCGAUUGUUGUUGAAGAAGAAGCUAACAUUAGUGCAUCGGCUAAAGAAACUUUAAUCGCACUUGCUGCUGUGAAAUCAUUUACGGACAAUGCUGAGGCUACUAAAGAGAAAAAAUGCCCAUCACAUACGAUAAUGUUGAUUGAUCUCUGUUCGUCUGAUGAAGAAGAAAAUGAUUUGAGUACUCGGACGUCGUGCGACGAGAACAGAGAUCCCAUGAACACCGCGGAGUCUUCAAUCACAAAGUCCUUCUUACGAAAACUAUCACCGAAACAAACUUUACACAAAACUUUGCAUUUACCUCGCACGCUCAUCGACAGACUGUCGGUUAUUGAAUAGCAUAUUAAACGAAAAUGACAACAGAAAUAAAUAUCGAUUGUUGAAUACUAUUUGAAAAAAAAAAACGUAUGCUUUUCUCUAACUUUCGUAAGUUGUAUCGUAAAAAUGCGAAAUUAACGUACAGUGAGCUAUUACUUAUUAUUAUAUAAGUGAUGACUUACUGAUUACAACUUGUACAUGUGUUGUAUUUUUUAUAUUUAUUCUGAUUAUUAAUACAAUAGUUGAAUUUUUUGUUAGGUUAUCAUAAGACUAUUAUGAUUUCGAAACUUUGAAGAAUAAAAAACUGAGUUAUAUUACAUGAAUAGAACAUCGAUUUAGUCAGAUUGCGUUCAGUUACAGAAUAUAGGGUAUUUCUCCUAUCAUGUUUAAAGGAAUAUGAGAGAAAGUGAAAGCGAGCGCGAGAAAGAAGAAGGGGGAGAGAAGAGACAGAAUAAGAUAAGAAUUGUGAUAAGGGAAAGAUAAAAGAAUAUAUUGGAAUAUCACGUGACAGUUUUAAAUAAUAAGCAAUUAAAAUUAAUUUUUUAUUUAUAUGCAUAGCAGUAAUGUAAUAGUGAA
Molecule: messenger RNA, 2412 nt
Organism: Atta colombica
Lineage: Eukaryota; Metazoa; Arthropoda; Insecta; Hymenoptera; Formicidae
Gene: ova
Source: RefSeq, a predicted model, not a curated record